Mercenaria mercenaria is the source of this 1821-nucleotide messenger RNA. RefSeq names its product U2 small nuclear ribonucleoprotein A'-like. The transcript is spliced from 8 exons. Bases 94 to 846 code for a protein of 250 amino acids. Gene Ontology annotation, molecular function: U2 snRNA binding; protein binding. Lineage: Eukaryota; Metazoa; Mollusca; Bivalvia; Venerida; Veneridae. Gene Ontology annotation, biological process: mRNA splicing, via spliceosome. Gene Ontology annotation, cellular component: U2 snRNP. The record is from RefSeq and is a predicted model, not a curated record.
UAAGACAUGCGCAGUAAGGAAAACUCGUGUUUUGCCGGAAAAUCAAAUAAUUUUAGUUAGAAUAUCGGUUUAUUUUGAAUCUUCAAUGCCAAAAUGGUGAAACUUACAGCAGAACUGAUAGAACAGUCCGCCCAAUAUACAAAUCCACUUCGAGACAGAGAGUUAGACUUACGUGGGUACAAAAUUCCAGUCAUUGAAAAUAUGGGAGCCACAUUGGAUCAGUUUGACACAAUAGACUUUUCAGACAAUGAUAUCAGAAAGAUUGAUGGGUUCCCAUAUUUACCCAGGCUGAAGACGCUACUUUUGAAUAACAACAGAGUUGUGCGUAUAGCAGAAGGUUUAGAACAAGGAAUACCAAACUUAGAAACAUUAGUGUUAACAAACAAUGGUUUACAAGAACUUGGAGACUUGGAUGCAUUAGAAUCUCUGAAAAGCCUCAAAUAUCUCAGUUUGAUGAGAAAUCCAGUGACAACAAAGAAACACUACAGAUUGUAUGUAUUACAUAAAGUACCAACAAUACGAGUGCUAGAUUUUCAAAGAGUUAAACAAAAGGAACGAGAUGCAAGUGUGAAAAUGUUCAAGGGCAAGAAAGGUCAAGCAUUGGCAACAGACAUUGGGAAGAAGAGUAAAACAUUUGUACCAGGUGAACACUUACCAGAGAAACGUGUCGAUGGUCCAUCUAAAGAAGAUGUUGCUGCAAUUAAGGCUGCCAUUGCCAAUGCUAAGACACUAGAAGAAGUUGAGAGAUUAAACAACAUGUUGAAGACGGGACAGAUUCCUGGCAGAGCUGCACUCAACAGAUUAGCGCGAGGUGAGGAUGAGGAAAUGGAGGUCAAUGGCACAUGAUCACCAUGACAACAACACUUUCAUAGCUGACAUUCAUUAUUAUUAAUAGACUUUCAUCAACAUUAUCAUCAUCAUCAUCAUCAUCAUAAUGUGCUAAAAGCCUUUAUAAAUCAGUCUGGGAGUUGUUCCCAUAUAGUAAUACAAAGUAUGCCACAAAGAUUUAAAACACUAUAAAUUCAUUGAGCCGGUCCAACUUCCUUAUGCUUAAAACAAUCGAGAUUCAUUGGUAUUAGAAAAAUAGUUGAAUUAAAAUACAAAUUUAUUUUAGUAUUACUUGCUAAAAAUAUUAAAAGGUGAUCUUAAUUUAACUUAAUUAAUUCGAUAUGACAGCAUGAUUUCUAAAUUUGGAUUUUUCAAAAACUGCAACAUAUACAUAUAAAGAUCAACCAGAAUUAAGUUGGUAUUUAAAAGUUUUGACCUACAUAUUAGGGCUGAGUGAAAUUUGGUCAAAACUGCAGUAGCAAUUUUUAUAAGGAUUUUUUUUCUGUUCGAAAUAACUUUCAUAUACAUUUGUGAAAGUUUGUCCAGACUUGAAUUGUAUGUUGUUUUUUUUUCUGUAUAUGUUAUAUAUGUAUCAGUUGUUAUAACUGAUAAGAAUGGUACACUAUACACACAAACAAUGGUUAAUUCAUACAAAUGUAAAAUUUGCCAGAAAGAUGUUUGCUGUUGCAUUUUCAAAAUGUUUGGAAUUCCGUUUCUAUGGAAACUGGUAUUUGGAUUUCAAGUGAGUGAUAUUAUAGUAUCACUUUAAAGUGUAGUUCCUUAAGAAAACUUGCUUUGUAAUUUACAUCCUUGAUUUUUGGAACAUAUCUGAAUAUCUUGGGAGAGAAAAAAAUAUGCAAAUUUAUAUGACUAAUAUGUUAAGAAUAUUUAAAGUUCGAAGUAUGCCUUGCUUUCUGGCACAUUUAAAUUUUUUAUUACAAAAUAUAUUUUGCAGUAUACGAUACACUUAUGAAUAAAAAGGUUGAGAAGCGA